Gossypium raimondii (Peruvian cotton) is the source of this 582-nucleotide messenger RNA. RefSeq names its product citrate synthase, glyoxysomal-like. The record is from RefSeq and is a predicted model, not a curated record. Gene Ontology annotation, molecular function: acyltransferase activity, acyl groups converted into alkyl on transfer. The annotation marks the transcript as partial. The transcript has 4 exons. Gene Ontology annotation, biological process: tricarboxylic acid cycle. NCBI's taxonomy places the organism in Eukaryota, Viridiplantae, Streptophyta, Magnoliopsida, Malvales, Malvaceae.
UCUAUUGUUGGUCGGGAUCCACUUAUUGAGGUAGCUAUUAGUUUGGAGAAGGCCGCAUUAUCUGAUGAAUAUUUUAUUAAGAGGAAGCUUUAUCCAAAUGUUGAUUUCUAUUCUGGGUUAAUAUAUCGGGCCAUGGGAUUUCCACCAGAGUUCUUCACUGUGUUAUUUGCAAUCCCUCGAAUGGCUGGGUACUUGGCACACUGGCACGAGUCUCUAGAUGAUCCCGAUACAAAGAUAAUAAGACCCCAACAGAAAUUGUGAGAGUGAAGGAGGGGGAAAGAAGAUGAAAGCAAAAAGGAAACUUGGUGAUAGUGUAGACGUAAAACGGGACUUAAAACGGCAGAGGGUUGUGGAUUCACCAUCUUCACCUCCUGAAGAGUCACUGUGCCUUAUAAUGACGAUGAAGAUGAUGAAAGGAGAGCAUUGAAUCACAUGGGCAGCAGAGAAGAAGAUGGUCACAGAGUUGAAAGUGAAGAAGAAGAUGAUGAAGAUGAAGAUGAAGAUGAUCCAUUUCAGUUUAAUUUCAAAGGGUUUUUGAAUUUCCAUUUUAGUCUAUAAAUUUUACAUUUUGAACUUGUGCAU